UUAAAGUAUCCCGUGGACAUCAGAGACGUUCGGUUCUAUUCUCUUAAUGUUCUUCCUCUGAGCUGAAUGUUAAACGAUUCUAUACAAACCGUCUAAAUGCAGCUAACUAAACAGCGUUAUAACUGAAGCAUUUGUUUCCUUCUCUUCACUAAAGACAAGCAGACAAGUGUACUGAGCUUUCGAUCAACUCCUGUUCAUUGGCUAACUACAUGUAAUAUUGGCUAAUAUUUACAUGGACUUUUAAACCAUGUUAAACAGUAUUUUUUCAAAAGCAGAGCUGAACCAUGAGGACUGUCCAGGUCAGAAAGUACCAAUGUGAAGACGAAGAGAGAGUAAAGGAAAUCUUCACUUUAGGGAUGAGCGAGCACGUGCCUGCCUUAUUUAGGUUUGUCCUCAAACAGCCGCUGAGCCAGGUGGUGUUUAUGUGUACAUUCUGUGCUCUUUUGACCAUCUCUAAGUCAUUUCUGCUACCUUUCGUGGUAGUCACCCUGAUGGUGGCUGGGGUUCGGAUGACUGCUGUUUACAUGAGCAACCAGAACAUCAAAACCUGCCUCAGGCGAGACCUGAAUGACAUCACUGAGAACUACAUGAAGCAGACGGGUGCUUGUUUCUGGGUGGCUGAAACUGACGGCCGUGUUGUGGCAACAGUGGCGUGCCGGCCCAAUAAGGCACAGCCUGGCUGUCUGGAACUGAAGCGUGUGUCGGUACUAUGGAGUCACCGCAGGAUGGGCAUUGCUAAGGCUCUUAUUCGGACAGUGGUAGAUUUUACACGUGACAGAGGCUACGCUGCAGUCAUCCUGCAAACAGCGGUGAUUCAAACUGAUGCUCACAGGCUGUAUGAGGCCAUGGGCUUUCAGAAGAUAAGAGAGGUAUUUCUACCUGAAACUAUAACCAGAAUUAUAAACUUCACUUUGUUUGAGUACAGACUGGAUUUACAGAGAUAGAGUAGAAGAGAAUGACAAUAUUUUAAGACAAAUGAAAUCAUGCCUCAAGAAUCCAAAGAAAAUGAAUAAAUGACAUUUUUCAUUUUU
This is a messenger RNA of Cynoglossus semilaevis (tongue sole), 1031 nucleotides long. Its product is annotated as probable N-acetyltransferase CML1. Lineage: Eukaryota; Metazoa; Chordata; Actinopteri; Pleuronectiformes; Cynoglossidae. The transcript has 3 exons. The coding region runs from base 285 to 944 and encodes 219 amino acids. The record is from RefSeq and is a predicted model, not a curated record. Gene Ontology annotation, molecular function: N-acetyltransferase activity.